This is a messenger RNA of Ylistrum balloti, 2443 nucleotides long. RefSeq names its product CWF19-like protein 1. Gene Ontology annotation, cellular component: post-mRNA release spliceosomal complex. Gene Ontology annotation, biological process: mRNA splicing, via spliceosome. The record is from RefSeq and is a predicted model, not a curated record. NCBI's taxonomy places the organism in Eukaryota, Metazoa, Mollusca, Bivalvia, Pectinida, Pectinidae. Gene Ontology annotation, molecular function: RNA lariat debranching enzyme activator activity. The transcript is spliced from 15 exons. Bases 60 to 1649 code for a protein of 529 amino acids.
AUUUGAACUAUACGCGCUAAAUUGCACCGAGGGUAUCGUACCAGAGACAUGUGGUAAAAAUGGCAAAUGCAGCGGCACUAAAAGUACUUGUUAGUGGAGAUGUGGAUGGAAACUUUGAUCAGCUUUUCUCCAGGAUAAGAAGCAUCCAAAAAAAAAGUGGAAGUUUUGAUCUUCUGUUAUGUGUAGGGAAUUUCUUUGGCAAAGAUGAGAGCAACUGGAAGCCAUAUCUAGCUGGAGAGAAAAAAGUACCUAUAAGUACCCUGAUAUUGGGCCCUAACCAACAGGAACAUGUCAGGUUCUACCGUGGGAAGGAUGGUGCUGAGCUGUGUGACAAUGUUACUUACCUUGGCAAGAAAGGAAUGUUUACAGGAUCAUCAGGGUUACAACUUGCUUACCUUAGUGGUCUAGAGAGUUCCAGUGACAAGGGAGAUGAUACACAUUUUUGUAACAAAGAUAUCUCAUCUCUUACCCUACCAGUCAUAUCAGACUCCAAAUUUAAAGGAGUGGACAUCUUGAUGACAUCACAGUGGCCCAGAGCUGUUGACAAAUAUGGCAUAAAAAUGGAUUCAUUGGACACAUCAUCGUGUGGGUCUGAAUCUGUAUCACAAUUAGCUAUCCAUCUCAAACCACGCUAUCAUUUUGCUGGACUGGAAGGAGAAUUUUAUGAACGACAACCAUACAGAAAUCAUAAAGUUUUGGCAGAUAAGGAAAAACAUGUCACAAGAUUCAUAGGGUUGGCAAACACAAGUAACAAGGAAAAGAAAAAGUUUAUCUAUGCCUUCAACAUCACACCUCUUAGUGUCAUGGAAAUGUCAGAACUGACCAAACAGCCACCUGAUGUCACAGAAUGUCCGUAUAAACUGACUAUGUCCAAGCAAGCUCUACAGAAUCAGACUGAAGAAAAGUCUGCUCAGUUUUUCUACGAUAUGACAGAGAAAAAGAACUCUAGAAAGAGACAUCAUGAUGGUGGUGGUCCCGAGAGGAAGCACCAGAAAAAACAUCCUCAGCCCACUGGUCCGUGUUGGUUCUGUCUGGGCAGUCCGGAGGUGGAAAAACACCUUGUGGUCAGUGUUGGAGAUCAUAAUUACCUCGCACUGGCUAAAGGAGGAUUGGUAGAUGACCACAUAUUGAUACUGCCCAUUGGUCAUCACCAGUCCACUGUGCUAGCUCCGUCAGAGGUUGUAGAUGAGAUAGAUCGGUACAAGACCGCUCUAAAGAAAUGUUACAAAUCUAUGGGAAAAGCCGUAGUUUUCUUUGAGAGAAAUUACAGGACGCAGCACCUCCAGAUCCAGGUUGUACCUGUACCAAUGGAUUGUGUCUGUGAAAUUAAAGAGGCCUUCAUGGAUUGUUCCCAGUCAGAGGGAUUUGAACUGCACGAGAUCCCCAAACAUUCUGAUUUAAAACAGAUUGUACCACCCGGAGCUCCAUACUUUUAUGCAGAAUUGCCGUCAGGAGACAAACUUUUACAUAGGAUAUCAAAAAACUUUCCUCUCCAGUUUGGCAGGGAUGUGCUAGCAAGUCCUCAAAUACUAAACAUGACAGAGCGUGUGGAUUGGAAAGCAUGUAAAGUCAGCAAGGAGCGAGAAGCAGACCAAGCCUCAGACUUCAAAUCAGUCUUCUUAGAGUUUGACUUUAAUGAGCUGGAUUGAGAAUGUGUAUAGCUGAUGUGAUACCUGCUGUGGAACAGAAUAUACAAUGUGGACCGGGUGAUUGUACAGACAUAACACAGACAUCCUCAACUAGGCCAUGCUGUCUGAUUUCAGAAUCAAUCACUUGAGAUUCCAGUGAUUAAAGCGUACACAAAACACGUAAAACUAUCAUCGUAACCAUAGGCAGCUGAUUAUACAUUAAGUCUUGCUCCAAUAGUCCAAUUAAGAUGAUAAACAUUAGGCUGGCUGAUGUGUGCUUAAAGAUGCUGGUCUGAGGUAGUGUUUAUAGAGGGAGACUUGUGGAGUCUACCACAGACAAUUUUGCUUUCCGGAAUUCAUUCCAUUUGAGGAAGACAUUCAAUUUUAUUGAAUUAAAUUGACAUUAACAAGUAAAACAGAAAACAUUGAGUUUUUCAAAUUGUAGUCUUCUUCAAACGAAUUCUCGACCCACAGUUCAUAUGUAUGUAUUAUAAUGACACAGGGACUUGGCGUGGGUUCCAACCCAUGGACCUUAUAUAUGUAUUUUAUAGUGACACAUGGACUUGGCACAAAUUCCCGACCCUUGGUUCAUAUAUAUGUAUUAUAUAGUGACACAGGAACUUGGCACGAAUUCCCAACACAUAGUCCAUAUAUGUGUAUUAUAUAAAGACACAGGAACUUGGCACAAAUUCUCGACUCUUAGUCCAUAUAUAAGUAUUAUAGUGAUAAGAGUGUAACUCCUGAGGAGGGAAAGCUGAUAACUUAUUAGAAUUAUGGCUUUUGUUGAUAUUCUAAGGGACAUGGAUCAAAAUAAU